GAACAAUACGUUGCCAGUAUUAGAUUUCUUAGAGUCUCAUGGAUUAAAGUCAACUUUUUCUGUGAUUGGCUCGCGUGUUGUAGAAUAUCCUGAUAUUCUAAAUAGAACUUAUCACGCCGGUCAUGAAAUUGUCGUUCACACCUGGUCACAUACUAUGCUCAGUACACAAACCACGGAAGAAAUUAUAGCGGAAAUCAAAUGGACUGAGAAAGCAAUUAAGCAAGUAAUCGGUGUCACUCCAAAGUAUAUGCGACCACCGUAUGGAGAUAUAGAUGAUCGUGUGAGAAACAUAAUGAAACAACUUAAUUAUACACCUCUUUUGUGGGACUCUGAUACUCUAGAUUGGACAUCCGUCGGGAACCCUUCUUUCGAUUUGUCAUGGAUUGAGGGCAAUUUCACAAACUGGGUCAAAAAUACCACAUGGAAUUAUGGACAUAUUUCCUUACAACAUGACUUAUACCAACAAACGGCUGCUCAAAUACCUCCUUCCAUUAAGAUCGUGCAAAAUGCCGGUUUCACUAUUAGGCCCGUGGUUAAUUGUAUUGGGGGAGAACCUUAUCGGGAAAUCUCUGUUUAUUCAGUACCAACAGAGAUCACAUCACCAAAUUCAACUAAUGUCACUCAGCAAUCUAAACCUAAAGAAGUGUCAGGUUUCUGUAAUUUUCAUCGUUAUGAAUUCAUUUAUGUAGAUACAAGACAUUUUUCUUAG
Ambispora leptoticha is the source of this 709-nucleotide messenger RNA. NCBI's taxonomy places the organism in Eukaryota, Fungi, Glomeromycota, Glomeromycetes, Archaeosporales, Ambisporaceae. The record is from the annotation of a GenBank genome assembly.